Molecule: messenger RNA, 1275 nt
Organism: Adineta ricciae
Lineage: Eukaryota; Metazoa; Rotifera; Eurotatoria; Adinetida; Adinetidae
Source: the annotation of a GenBank genome assembly
AUGAGAAGAGAAUUAACAAUAAAACAAGAUGAUUUCUGGCGAUUAAUCAAUCGUGAACAGUUUCUUUUGCAUUAUUUUGAUGCUCGACUACGAUACCGUCUGCCUGCCUUAGAUAAUGAAUGUGUGUAUAUUCAAGUCAACUGUAGUGAAAAAACCACCGGUGAACACGCAGAGCAAUAUAUUUUAUCCUUUCUCGAACCCAAAUAUACCAAAUCGUUAUCUUUUCCAGCUAAUAACAAACAAGCUUAUUGCGAUGAACAUUUGUUAAAUCGUUUAAUGAAAGAAUAUCUCGUUCAUAUUGAAAUUGAAGACAAAGACAAUGCUCAUAGACUCACAUUUCGCUCAUCAUCAUUGACAGUUCUGUUUUUGGCAAUAGAUGAUUUUCGCAAGACAAUGUCAAAUACACUCGCAUCAGAUAAGUCGGCUGAUAUCGAUGCUGAAUCAGUUUUACAGUCGUUGACAACCAAUUUGGAGAGUCAGUUGAUGGUCGUCGAUCAGCAAGAUCAACUCGAUGAACAAGAAAAGGCUUCAUCGACUCGAAAAACUCAUCAAGGAAAGAACAGUACUCCAGGUGACGAUGACGACGAAGAAGCAUCAGCAGCUGCCCUUCGAGCAAGACAAGAGCCACAAUUGAAAAUUUUAUAUCCCGGUGCUGAAGUAUCUACCCGUGAUGUUGCUCUAGACGAACUUAUCGUCAAAAGCAAGAAAAAGAACACUCAAAAUCGUCAUAAUAACAAUCGGCAAGAGACACCAGAUGUCAAUGACAAUGAACUUGUACGUGAAAUGCGUCAAAAACUGAAAGGACGAAAUUUACGUGAUGUUAUUAUCGAUGGAGCGAACAUUGGAAGAACAUACGGUGAUUCAGAAUUUUCUGCACAUGGAAUUCAAUUGGCUGUGGAUCUUUUUCAUUCCUAUGGUUAUCCAGAUUCGAAAAUAGUUGUCAUUUUACCAGCACAUUACUUGUCGAAAGAUAAAGAUCAUGUUUUUCCGAAUUUGAUCCGUCGAAAAAUAGUUCAUAAAGCUUUUCAACAGAAGAUCGAUGAUAAAAACAAGCGAUUUUAUGAUGAUAGAUUAAUUGUUGAUAUCGCAGUUAUGCGCAAUGGAGUGAUCUUAUCAAAUGAUUUCUAUCGGGAUUUACUUCAAGAUUCAGGUGAUGCUGUGCGUAAAGCGAUUAGGGAAAGACUGUUGUGCUAUCGUUUUAUUGGCGAUAACUUAUGUCUGCCGAAUCCCGUAUCGGAAGGAGGUCCACCAUUAGAUGUGUUUCUGACGAUAUGA